Aphanomyces invadans is the source of this 671-nucleotide messenger RNA. RefSeq lists its product as hypothetical. Gene Ontology annotation, cellular component: endomembrane system. Gene Ontology annotation, biological process: intracellular protein transport. The record is from RefSeq and is a predicted model, not a curated record. Gene Ontology annotation, molecular function: GTPase activity; GTP binding. The transcript is spliced from 6 exons. NCBI's taxonomy places the organism in Eukaryota, Oomycota, Saprolegniomycetes, Saprolegniales, Verrucalvaceae. Bases 14 to 649 code for a protein of 211 amino acids.
CCAAGGCACAACGAUGGAUAUGCGAACGGUGCGGGUCGCGGUGGUCGGUGACUCGGGCGUCGGAAAGACAUCGCUCGUUCACUAUUUGUGUCAUGGAGAAGUGCUGUCGCACCCCACAUGGACGAUUGGAUGCACGACAGACGUUCUCCUGCAUCAACCCGACACUUUUGUCGAAUUCGUCGACAUUGGCGGCAAUCCUAGGUACGAGCUCAGCCGAGCUGCGUUCUACCAUGAACUGCAUGGCAUCAUCUUCGUCUACGAUAUGAGCAACAUUCGCUCUUACAACAACCUGCGCAAGUGGAUCGCAGAGCUCUCUCUCGCACAGAAGAACCGCCCCAAUGUCGUCGCCAACCCCGACAAUAUCGGUCCUUUGCCCACGAUUGUGAUCGGGAACAAGCAAGAUGCGAUUCAGACGCAACGGAUGGCACCUCUUCGCGACCUCAAGAUGGAUUCGCUCGAAGCCAGUGCUUUGGAAGGCCGCUUGGACAUGUCUCGAUUCCAUCUCUUCCUGGACCGUGUGGUGGCCACUGCGUUUACGUCGACACCGCGGCAACCUUCUGGCCACGGCAUCAUGCGAAGCAGAUUCAUUGCGAGUUCAUCUCCACACGGUACUACUCCAACCUCGUCGACGAGCUCGUGGUGGUCGUAAUAAUGCAAUAUCCAUAUUUCCA